AUGGCACAAAGACAUGGAACAAACCCAUGGAUUGACUCAUUCUCUAGACGUAUGGAUGAAGAACUGGGAAAUGAAGACAGGUGGACAUUAAAUUUCAAUUAUAAACUUGAAAACGACUUAAAUGAAUCGCAGAGAAAAGAAGGUUGGAAAAUAUAUAUAACAUCAUCAUUUGGCAGGUUCAAUUGUUCUUGUUCAAACUCAUGGACCUCAGCACACGUCGUUAUUUUGUUUCAUUACAGACUAAGAGACAGGCGAGGAUUAGUACUGCUGCGUCUAUUCCGACAGCAAUGCCGAGACUGCUACAACCCUUAUCAGCAUAAACCAACCAUCAGACAAAAGGAAAUGCAGAAAGUAUUUGAUCGAUUUAUUUUAAAAAUCCGUAAAAAUUGCUACAUGGAAACAGUAACUCUGACUGAAAGGAAGUUACAAUAUCGCAAGACUAAACCCCAUCAGACAUCAUUGUGUGAGGCCUGUGCAUUGGGCAUGUGUUGUUUCUCAGAUUGAUGUGGCUGUCUGAGUUACAUCUGGAGUAGAGCUUCCACUUUUGAUGAAACAGAUAAAUUGUGACCAAGAAGGAAGUAUUUGAGCAUCACAAAAAAUAAAACCUUCUUAGAGCUAGCACAAUCAUGAAAGAAGAUAAUUGUGUAUUUUAUUUUAAUUAAACACUGCUGUUUCACAUA
This is a messenger RNA of Rhincodon typus (whale shark), 680 nucleotides long. Its product is annotated as receptor-transporting protein 3-like. Gene Ontology annotation, molecular function: olfactory receptor binding. Gene Ontology annotation, biological process: protein targeting to membrane; protein insertion into membrane. The record is from RefSeq and is a predicted model, not a curated record. NCBI's taxonomy places the organism in Eukaryota, Metazoa, Chordata, Chondrichthyes, Orectolobiformes, Rhincodontidae. The transcript has 2 exons. Bases 1 to 504 code for a protein of 167 amino acids.